Acaromyces ingoldii is the source of this 1006-nucleotide messenger RNA. Its product is annotated as putative ARP2/3 complex 20 kDa subunit. Gene Ontology annotation, biological process: Arp2/3 complex-mediated actin nucleation; actin filament polymerization. The coding region runs from base 389 to 898 and encodes 169 amino acids. Gene Ontology annotation, molecular function: actin filament binding. The transcript has 4 exons. NCBI's taxonomy places the organism in Eukaryota, Fungi, Basidiomycota, Exobasidiomycetes, Exobasidiales, Cryptobasidiaceae. The record is from RefSeq and is a predicted model, not a curated record. Gene Ontology annotation, cellular component: actin cytoskeleton; Arp2/3 protein complex.
UGUUCCUCGAUUGCAGUGCUACAAAUAGAAAAUAGGAUCCCGGACACUACGGCCGCAAGCCAGACCACCGUACCGCUUACCGUUUCAGGAAGGCGAAACGGUCGAGAACUAGCAAAAUACUCUAGCCACUACUACAGCGCCCCAAUUUUGUCUGUCUGAACAAGGGAGGAGGACUUUCUUUUGAAUUGGCAAGCAAACAGGGGCGAGUCCUGUCCUCGGUUCUCCGCUAAGCAAAGUAAGGCAAGGCAGGGUGCGCUUGCAUACGCGCGCGUGACCUCAGCCACGUGGCCAAAACCUGCAUAGGCGCACGGCCUUCGUGUCCAGCAGCGUUAGCAUCGUCGUCGUCGUCGCUGCGUCGUCUUCUUCGCUCCUCGCUCGCUCUCCAACGAUGAGCAACUCUCUGCGGCCGUACCUGCAAUGCGUGCGGUCUUCACUGACUGCCGCACUGACGCUGGAAAACUUUGCGUCGCAAAACGUCGAGCGGCACAACAAGCCCGAGGUGGAAUCGGGCUCAUCGAAGGAGGCCCUCUUGACGCCGCUCGUCAUUUCCCGAAACGAAAACGAGCGGGUGCUCAUCGAGGCAAGCGUCAACAGCGUCCGGUUGAGCAUCCGUAUCAAGCAGGCCGACGAGAUCGAGCGCAUCCUCGCACACAAAUUCACUAGAUUCCUCAUGCAGCGCGCAGAGGCGUUUGUUAUUCUGCGAAGAAAGCCGGUCAAGGGGUACGACAUCUCGUUCCUCAUCACAAAUUUCCACUCCGAGACGAUGCUCAAGCACAAGCUCGUCGACUUUAUCAUCCAGUUCAUGGAGGAGGUGGACAAGGAAAUCUCAGAGAUGAAGCUCUCCCUCAACGCCCGGGCGCGUAUCGUUGCAGAGAGCUAUCUCGGAACAUUUGCAUGACGUCGCUUACACAAAUAAAUGGCAUGAGAUCACAGCAUUUUGAUGUACACGGCAGACUCAUGUGUGUGCGUGUGAUUGCUAGAAGUACAUGAAUGAGUGUGGGUGUAU